AUGCCUGCUCCAACAACACAGCAAAGAACAAAUAAAAAUGAAGCACGACCAUUUGAAGUCUUAGAGUUUCCAGCUUCUCCAACCGAGACGACUACUCGACAACCACUUAAAACCACGACAACAACCGCUGAUCUUCAUUUGCUGGCGGGAGAGAGUCCAUUAUCUACUCCAUCUUCUCCAUCUACUCCAACAUACGACUCUUCCGACGAAUACUAA
Messenger RNA from Dentiscutata erythropus, 216 nucleotides. The record is from the annotation of a GenBank genome assembly. Lineage: Eukaryota; Fungi; Glomeromycota; Glomeromycetes; Diversisporales; Gigasporaceae.